This is a messenger RNA of Symbiodinium natans, 3438 nucleotides long. Lineage: Eukaryota; Dinophyceae; Suessiales; Symbiodiniaceae. The record is from the annotation of a GenBank genome assembly.
AUGGCAACAAAUGAUGAGCCUUCAGAGAGUGCAGCCCCAACAUCAGAGAGCACAUUCAUGACCGCCAGUGGACGGGCCGUGCCUGUGGAUGCCCAGCACCUCAACGAAGUUCGCACACUCUUGGAAACAUGUGAGGCUCAAGCCAGCACACUUUCCUGGACCGGCGGUGACGAUUCCGCUGUACCCGAACAGGCUCUGCAAAUGCCCAUUGGCAAGCACUUGGCAUGUCCGACAGCUGAUGGUCACCCACCCCAUCAGGCAGGCGAGCACAGCACUGACGGCAUUGGGCUUGCUUGCAAGUCCUCCGCCAUCGAUGACCAGCGCCACAACACUGCACCUGCUGCAAUGAGCCAGGAAGGCAAACCACUUGGCAAGUUCAUGACCGCUGGCGGACGAGCUGUUGCAGUGGACACCGGGCAUCUGAAAGAAGCCCAGGCUUUGCUUGAGCAAUGCGAGGUUCAAGCCAACAUACUUCCAUGCAUAGAUGCUGAUGAUUUGCCGAUUCUCGAGCCGGCCACUUCACAGCUGCCUUCUGAUAAACACUGCGUAUGUCAAGGUCGCGACCUGUUGGAAAUCUUGAAUCCGCCACAUGACCCAAACCAGCAAGGCAAUCCACUAGGAAAGCUCAUGACAGCUGGCGGGCGAGCAGUCGCAGUGGAUACCGGGCGUCUGAAGGAAGCGCAGGCUUUGUUGGAGCCAUGUGAAGUUCAGGCCAGCUCACUUCCUUGGACGGGCAGUGAAGAUUCGGCGGUACCCGAACCGGCCGCUCUGCAAAUGCCCUGUGGCAAGCACUCGGCAUGUCCGACGACGGGCGGUUUGCUAGAGCUGUUGAACCCGCCGCAUCAGGUAGGCCGGAACGGCACUGAUGGCAUUGGGCUUGCUUGCAAUACCUCCAACGUCGAUGACCAGCGCCACAGCGGUGCACCUGCGGCAAUGAGCCAGGAAGGCAAACCACUUGGCAAGUUCAUGACGGCUGGUGGACGAGCAGUUGCAGUGGAUACCGGGCGUCUGAAGGAAGCGCAGGCUUUGUUGGUGCCAUGUGAGGUUCAGGCCAGCUCACUUCCUUGGACGGGCAGUGAAGAUUCGGCGGUACCCGAACCGGCCGCUCUGCAUAUGCCCCAUGGCAAGCACUCGGCAUGUCCGACGACGGGCGGUUUGCUAGAGAUGUUGAACCCGCCGCAUCAGGUAGGCCGGAACAGCACUGAUGGCAUUGGGCUUGCUUGCAAUACCUCCGCCGUCGAUGACCAGCGCCACAGCGCUGCACCUGCGGCAAUGAGCCAGGAAGGCAAACCACUUGGCAAGUUCAUGAUGGCUGGUGGACGAGCUGUUGCAGUGGAUACCGGGCGUCUGAUGGAAGCGCAGGCUUUGUUUGAGCCAUGUGAGGUUCAGGCCAGCUCACUUCCUUGGACGGGCAGUGAAGAUUCGGCGGUACCCGAACCCUACACUGCUUCAGGUAAAGCCCUGCAAGGUUGGGCAAUUGAGGAGGAGCAGGCAGUAGCCAAGGUGCAAGAAGUCUCGACAUGCACAGGAAGUUUGGAAAGAGCCCAGACCCCUCUGGGCUCACAGAGUGCUGGCGGGGUCUCGCCCUCCAAACCGGCACCUUGCGGCAUUGAAAAGCUGGAAUCACCUUGCCCAGAUCGCCAUCGCAAGAGGCCCUGCAUCCUAAGCAACUCUCCCCUCCUUCAGCUCGCGGGUGGUCUUGACGAUCCCUGUGGCAAUGCAGGGGUGCCCUGUUUUGGCCAACGUCACUUUUCAGGCGACAUGCUUGGAUCAACCUGGCGAGAAGACUUGGAACUCACUCAGCCAACGAUAGAUGUUUCUCUGCUGGAUUGGAUUUCCGAGGAAGAUCCUCCGGGUAUUGCCCAAGGUUUUGCGAUCCCGCAAGUUUGCACUGAGAACUCAGCCAGGUAUGACAACAGGUGGUUGCGCACCCAACUGGCGCAGCUGUGUCUUCUGUCAGCGCGAGCCACGCGCAUCAUUUCGAGCAACAGCGAGUCGAUUUCCGAGCGCCUGGCGAAGCGAGCCCGAGCCGAGAUAUCAGGCAGAAGGUCCGCCAUCUUCCAGAUUUGUGCCGGCCUGGCUCCAGCAGACCAGCACAUGGUAUUAUUGUGUACUGCAGCUGUGUCGGAGAUGUGCCAUGCAGGUGCCAGAAAGCACCGGCGCGUCGCCUACUCACAAGAAGAUGCCUGGGUCGAGCUGAGCGAUGGCUGGUACUUCAUCAAGGCCAGCUUGGAUGCGGAGUUGAAUGAGCGUGUCCGCCGACGUCAGAUUCGCCCAGGAAGGUGUCUACACAUUUGCAUGGCCAGCGCCGUGAACUUCCCUGCUGAUGGAUGUGACCCUUUGCAGCUGCCAAAGGAGACGAGGCUCCAUUUGAGAGCAUGUGGCUGCCGCCCAGCCUCUUCCCAGUUUCGUCUUGGCUUUCAGCGGGGCUGGUUCCCUCCAGCCAAGAUCAACCAGCUUCACGGACUGGUGCUUAUUCCUAGUCUGGAUGUGGUCGUGGUGCGCAUCUUGCCUCCAGUCCUACGACACUGGAAAAAGGUUCAACGAGAAGAGGGCGUCACGUACCAUCUCGAAGAGAGAAGUAUAUCACAAGAGCAGCAUCAAUGGGAGGAGGAGCAAGCACGGGGCGAAAGUUACAAGGACAUGGAUCCCAGCAAUCUGCAGCUCCAGGUCAUUGCCAUAGAUGCUCAAGCACUUUCUCGUCCUGGGAGCGCUUGGUGGACAUCCAUGGCAAUGUUGACUUUAUCAGGAAGCCCAUUCCUGGGGGAGGACCCUUUGAGGCCACUGGAUCGUCUUCGCAUAAGCAGUCUGAGGAAGCCAGCUCGCGACGACGAAGCAUGCAGUCUGAAGCGAAUCUACUGCAACAGGAACACGCGGCUGCAGCACCAUGCUGGCACAAUGUCCACGCCACUGAAGUCACCAUUGACGUCCCCAUUCUGCAGAGGCCCGCCUCUCUUCACGAGUCCUCAACCGGCACCAGCCAGCCAUUUCAGGGGCUUUUUCUGCGAUUUGAUUGGGGUGGCAAUUCAGGCAUCUAAGCUGAGACGAACCACUGGUGGUCGCCAGACCUGCAGUCUCUACCUGCUCACACCAGCGCUGAAGGUUUGUCAGAUAGUCGUGCAGCAGGCGUCCGGCAAAGGCUUCGAGGUGGAGCAUGAGCGUCGCCUCGCUGACAUCCGAACGUGUUGGAAUGGGCUUUCCAAAGAGGCUUUUGCUGCGGCACAACAGGCAAGGCUGCCAACACCAGUGGCGGUACAGCAUGUAAGAUUCGAGCAAGAUCCCCAUGGGCAUGUGGCCUACUUCAGCAGCAGCGCACUUCAAAUCCUCAUAUCAUGUCGCCCUCACGAUGUUGAGCUUCGGCACACACUAGACUUUUGCUUCGUGUCUCCAGCAGAUCUUCUGAGAGCUCACAGCUCUUGCCAAGCCGAUCUGUUGUAG